UGGAAUACAUAAAUACAGAGAUGUUGAGGGUAAUUUAUACUUCUGACUUUGAGCACAGCUGUCAGCGUUUGCAUGAGAAAAUAAGGCAAACGUAAAAAUGUAAUUUCCUGGCGUGCUGCUUUUAUUUUGAAGGCCCGACUUUCCCGGCAACAGGAUGUGAAACGCCGGUGUUGCCGGGGAUGUUUCUCCCCCCCAUGAAAGUUCAAAUACGGGAGAAAAAACAAAUACAACGGGAAACGGGGGAGUUGUCUGGUGUGUCGUGUAGUAUGACAACAUUUAGGGGGCUCAUUAGACGCUUUCUUAUUAUUUUAGAGGUUGCCGUUGAAUUUCUGUUGUUGUUGUAGGGGAACUAUGAAGACUCUGAUGGUGCUGGAUUUCGACCACACCGUGGUCGAUGACAACAGCGACACGUGGGUGAUCAGAUGCCUUCCUGAUCAGACCUUGCCUGAGACCGUGAGGAACUCUUACAGGAAAGGCCACUGGACUGAAUUCAUGGGAAGAGUCAUGAACUACAUCGGAGAGCAGGAAGUGGGUCCUGACAGGAUCCGCAGCGUGAUGGAGAGCAUUCCCUUCACGGCGGGAAUGACGGACUUGCUGACGUUCAUAUCGGAGAACAAAAAUGCCAUCGACUGCAUCGUCAUCUCCGACGCCAACACCCUCUUCAUCGACUGGAUCCUCGGCGCCGCGGGCCUCCUGGCGGCGGUGGACCACGUGUUCACCAACCCGGCCAGGUUCAACGAGCGGGGCCGCAUGGAGGUGCGGCGCCACCACGCCCACGACUGCGGCCGCUGCCCCGACAACCUGUGCAAGCGACGGGUCCUGGAGGUCUACCUGGCCGAGCGCUCCGAGUACCGCUGCGUCUUCUACGUGGGGGACGGCGGCAACGACCUCUGCCCCGCUUCCUGCCUGAGGGGGCGUGACGCGGUGAUGCCAAGGAAGGGGUACGCCCUGGAGAAACUGCUGGCCAGGCUGGACGGGACAGACGAAAAGGACGCGCUGAAGGCUCGGGUCAUUUCCUGGAGCAGCGGCAUGGAAGUCCUGGAGGAGCUGAAAGCGGCUUUGAGGUCGUAACCCAUCCCCGCUCACUUUGGACCCCGCCUGUGGACAGAAUGCACUCCUGUUCAAAACGGCUGCCAAGUCAGGAUUCAUUGAGGCAGUAUUGGACAUUUUACUUGGAUUCAUUGAGGCAGUAUUGGACAUUUUAGUUUCACAUGUUUUAACUUGUGUGUCGUGAGACAUCCUGGAAUCAAGGCUGUGAGUCAGUGAACCGUGAGGGUGGGAUGUGUUGAAGCGCUGAGCUAACCAAGACAGCUAACAAAAUAAAAACUAGAACCUCCGCCAAACGCCAUACUUGCCCCCAUAUUGUGAUUUACACCAUAAAUAUUAGUCCUACAUUUGUUUUAUCUACAUAUUUACAUUCCUUGCCCAUAAAAAACACAACAUAGAAGGUUUUGAAUGAUUGAAAGAAUGCCAACAUUCUAACUUUAGCAUGAUAACACCUAGCAUAAUAGUGUCCGCUUAAGUUAAUAUUCAUAAAGAUCACAAAAAAUGCUAUUAUGCUAAUGUUAACAUGCUAGCACCUAGCAUGAUAGUGCUAAGUGUUCAUAUAAGUGCCUACCAUGAAAAUGGAUAAAAAUGCUACUAUGCUAAUAUUAGCAUGGUAGCAAUACUAGCAUGCUUAAAAAAAUUCCUGAAUCCAGAUGGUGAUCCGGAUCAGCCACAAAAUGUAAUCAGUUCUUCCAUAUCCCAUUUCCGACAAUUCCUUAAAGUUUUAUCCAAAUCCAUUCAGAGCUUUUCAAGUUAUUUUCAACACAAACAGACAAACAAAAACAUAACCUCUGUGCUGCGCUUACGAUCCUGCCCGACUACAAUUGUUUUUCUCCAGAAAUAUUAGCAAGUUAGCAAGCAAGGGUAUCAAUAAAACGGUGCAAAGUGUUGAUGCGCUAAUUUCACCAGCCCAUUCGCUCCAACCUAGCAGUCUUUUGUCACAUGAAUCAGGGGUGUCCAAACAGUGAAAAAUGAAAGGAUGCAACUUUGCCACGUGGAUAUUUUGUAACGAUGCAAAGAAGUUAUAUAUUUGACAAAAGGCUGCAUCUCAGCUUUGUGAUAUUGGUGAAAAAGGCCAUUAUUAAUAUCAACUUUGCUCCCCCCCCCCAGGAAGGGUGUUAAUUGUAAGCAGGCGAUAGUCGGCAGGAGACUGCUAUUUCUGUGAAAACUAACGCACACUGCACAACACAGGCUUGUCCCAAGCUAGCAUAGAAGAGGUUGAAGGGCACCUUGGCUGUGGCCUAGAAAGCACAUGAGUACGUUUUCCUACUUUAAGUCGGCGUGUUUGGCGUAGUUUGGUUGGGAGAUUUAGCAAAGGAUUUUGUGAAAGCGGCGCAGCUUAACACCUAGCCUGGCAUCGCAGCGCGGCGCCAGGCGGGCUUUUGUUGACUCCCUCAAAUCGCUCUUCUGUUCGCGGCUCUCGCCGCCGCGUUGAAGGAAGUUUGCGCGGCCAACGGCGAGGCUGCCCAGCUGGCGCGCACAGUCUGAACCUUAAACAGAAACAACUGGCGCCACUCCGCGGGGACUUUUGCUAAAUCGUCUGAAAUGUUUACCGCCGCGCCGCCUGGGCUCGUCUGUCGCUUCCAAAGUCUGCGGUGCCAAGUGUCACUUUUUGUGUUUUGUACUCGGGAGAGGAGGUCACACUUUAGUUCAGUACCAAGGGCACCACAUGUUUACAGUUACACAACUCAACAUGUCCGAAAAAUACAGUCGUCCCUCGCAAUAUGGCGGUUUGGCCCGUUCUCAAUCAAGAAAUCACUUAAAUAGGACCUGCCUGACAAAGUGAAGUAGAUCCUCAAAAGCCACACAUCACGCUGAGAUGUAAAGACAAUCAGGAACAAAUGGAAAAAUAAGAAAGUCAUUCAGAAAGUGUGCAAAAGGUUAUAGAGGCAUUUCUAAAGCUUUGGGACUCCAGCAAACCACAGUGAGAGCCAUUAUCCACAAAUGGGGAAAACAUGGAACAGUGGUGAACCUUCCCAAGAGUGGCCGGCCGACCGAAAUGACCCCAAGAGCACAGCGACAGACGACUCAUCCGAGAGGUCACUGGGAAAGAUACCGGGCAAAAAUGGCCUAAGGCCAAAACCACUGCUGAACAAAAAAAACGUCUUGAUGAUCCCAAAGACCUUUUGGGAAAAUACAAAAGUUUAACUUUUUGGAAGGUGUGUGUCCCAUUACAUCGUAACAACAGUAAAACGUGGUGGUGGUAGUGUGAUGGUCUUCAGGACAUUGCUAUUAUUAUCAUUAUUAGCAUUGUUACGCCCAAGAACUACGUUAGUGGCGUCGCGACACCUCGCCACACCACAGCAGCUAGCUACUAGCCUGCUAGCUUCACCACACGCUCGCUCACAACGCCUCAGGCCACCAGCCAAAGGUAACGCUACGUAUCGGAGCUGUGUUUGUGUGUUUGACGCGAGGUGUAGCGUUCCUUUCUAUGUUGCUGUGUGAAAUCACUGCGAAAUGAGCAACUGUGUGGUGAAAGUGCCUGCUGCUGCGUGCUCGCAGCAUGAAUGGAAAACAUUCAACCUUGUUGGACCACUUUUAUUUCUACAAUGUGCCAAUUGGCAUAUUUUUAGUGGCCCUUAAGGGGCCCCCAUGCCGCACUUUGGCCCCCCCACCCCCAACGUGGCACAGUCUGCUCCGUUACGCAGCUUGUCACGUGUGCUGCCAUCGCCUCGAAGCCCACAUUGUUGUUUAAAUGUUAAUUGCCGCGUUUGAGCGGGAAUAACGACCAAGAUGGCGAAUGCAAUUACUGUCAAAAAAACUUUCCUCCGACUUUGCCAGCGAGCUUGAACGCCCUCAUUUGAUCUCAUUGCGUGCCAAUUGAUUUUCAA
Dunckerocampus dactyliophorus (ringed pipefish) is the source of this 3878-nucleotide messenger RNA. It is a transcript of the gene phospho2, whose product is annotated as phosphatase, orphan 2. The record is from RefSeq and is a predicted model, not a curated record. Gene Ontology annotation, molecular function: phosphatase activity. NCBI's taxonomy places the organism in Eukaryota, Metazoa, Chordata, Actinopteri, Syngnathiformes, Syngnathidae. Bases 352 to 1071 code for a protein of 239 amino acids. The transcript has 3 exons.